GUGAUAUUUUCUUGUGGUCUGUCAUCUGUGUAAUGGCUGAUUUGUGAAAAUAUAACAAAAGAUCGAAAUUAAUUUAAUAACGACAACAAACUAUUUGUUCUUAUUAAAAUAAUUAAAUCAUAUGCACAAUAAACAUCACAUACCAACAAAUUAUACAUACGUGUAAAUUUAAAAACGUCGAGAUCUAGUUUAAAAAAAAUAUGGAAUCUACGAAACAUUUAGAUUCGAAUUCAGUGGAGUAUUGGAAGGAACAAGCUAAAUAUUAUGAGCAAAAGUCAUCAGAAAUUCAACAAGAAUUGGAUGAAUACACAGAAAACUCAGCUCAACUGGAAAAGGAAUUAGAAGCGUCACUGGCACAGGUCGAAAAGCAGAAUAGAGAUCUGGAACAUCAAAACCAACGCCUCAGAAAUGAAAUUGACAUGCUCAGGACUAAAUUAGAAAGGAGUCAACAUGAGACAAAUGCACUAGAAAAUGAAUUAAAAGCAUUAAAAAUAGAUAAAGAGAAACAAGGUAUAUAUAUUAGAGAAUUAGAGCAAAAAAAUGACGAUUUGGAAAGAGGACAGAGAAUCAUAUCAGAGUCAGUUUCAUGUAUAGAGACGCUACUUAAUCAGGCUUACGAACGUAAUGCAGUGUUAGAGAGUGAAGUAGAUGAAAUUGAAAACUUGAGGGUGAAUCUACAGAGAGCUACUGAUGAGGCCAGAGAUCUAAAACAAGAAUUGAAGGUUAUAGAAAAAAUUCCAUUAUUGAAGAAAGAAGACAGCAGUACAAAUGAUACACUAUGCAAUGGACAUGCAACCCGAACCCAGGUGGAAAUUGAAACACAGACUUCAAUCUCAUCACCAGCUAAACGUGAAGUAAACGGCAAUGCAAUGACACCAUCUUCACGAGUAUCGGCAAUCAACUUAGUUGGUGACCUUCUACGGAAAGUAGGGGCUUUGGAAUCAAAGUUAGCGUCGUGUCGCGGUACAGUUAGACCUAAAGAGCAUUCACCAAAUCCAAGCGCAGACGUGAAUAAGGACUACAGGUGUGUACUCAAGAACUAACCCUUGCCGUCUGCCGUCCCGCGGUCGCGUUAGCUUGUAUUGGACAGAACCUGCGGUAGUCAGACUUACCUCAUUUUAUAAAGGCUGAGAAAUUGUCAGCCUAGACUUAGUUGGCUUUUGUAAGUAACAGGUUUCAAGGCUCCAAAUCUUGAACCAUAGUAUAUCAUAGCUCAAUGGUAAAGGGUCCGGACUCAUCACCGAGAGGUUGGGUUACGAUCCCCGCCCACUGAUGGACUAUUGUCGUAACCACUCAAUACAUACAGUAUUUUCCGACUGAUUGAAGGGAAAUGGGAAUAUUAAUUUUAUUCAAAAGAUAAUAUGGCCAAUACUUUUAAAAAACUAAAACAUAUCUGCAUCAUAUGGCAAAUCAUGUCUCCAGUCACUUUGUUUCAAAAGCAUCAUUAAAGAUUGAUUUUUAAUUUAAGUCAAAAAUUCGCUAGAUAUUAAAGUUAAAGAGUUACAAGAAGCAAAGGGUCUGACGAUUAGAGACAUGAUUCCUGGUAUCUUGUAAAAAAAUAUCAAAACAUUUUGGACUACCCUUGAAACUUGCUUUACAAACCUACCAUAGUCCAAACUUUAUAAUUGGCUACCGUAGUUACGUGCGUCGAAACAACGUACGUUUGCUGACUAUAGUCUAGCAAGUUUGUUGAUAACAUUCCCAUGAUAUGAGGGCGACGAGGGGAAAGACUGAUGUGAAAUCGUGCGUGCGAGGAAGUUAGGUGCAUCAGUCGUGAGUUUUUCAUUCAUCGCUACACGCCCCCCGGUCCACGCGAACCAUCAGGAUUGUUACGAACGAAGUUGCCAAGCUGUAACUUUCAGCUUUCAGAAAGUGAAGUUUGUCUGACUAUUGCAGGCUCUUGUUCUAUAUAGUACUAUACUAUGAACAGAAAUUUACAUUUGCUUCACGUCACAUACUCCCCUACGUGUUUAUUCAACCAUCUAUACUCUGUAAGAGCAUUUAUUUUACUUUUUACUCGACUCAAUAAUGUUUAAUUUUUUUAAUACAAUUAUAAUUGGUCGCUAACUAUGGGCCUCAUAAGAAAGCUCACACAGAGUCACUCAGCGGGCGAUGGAACGAGCUAUGCUCGGAGUAUCUCUGCGUGAUCGAAUCAGAAAUGAGGAGAUCCGCAGAAGGACCAAAGUCACCGACAUAGCUCAACAUGUCGCGAAGCUAAAGUGGCAAUGGGCGGGGCACAUAGUUCGAAGAGCCGAUGGACUUUGGGGUCCCAAGAUGCUGGAAUGGCGACCCUGCAAUACAAAGCGCAGUGUUGGUCGACCCCCCACCAGAUAGACUGACGACAUCAAGCGAGUCGCAGAUAUUCGCUGGAUGCAGACGGCUCAGUAUCGUGAUGUUUGGAAGUCCCUACAAAAGGCCUAUGUCCUGCAGUGGACAUCCAUCGGCUGAUAUGAUGAUGAUGAUGAAAUGAAAUGAAAUUUUAAUCGCUUAAAUCAUAUACAACAUUUUGAAUGCUUUUAUAUACAUAUCCAGACGUUUAGGUAAUUAUAUUUUAUGUAAUGAAACCAUUAAUGUAAAUUAUAUCUAUUAUUUGCUAACAUGAUUUUUUAUUGUUUUAUCUUAUUGAUAUUUUUUAUAUACUAUGUUAAAUUAAAUAAAAAUAUUUAAUUUACGUAACACAUUUUAGUAGAAUAAAAUCAUCUAAUACCUUCAUAAUUUGUUGGCUCGUCAAUAAAAUUUUCUAUGUAAUUGUCAAUGAAAUAUUAGGUAUAUUAUUGUAAAUAAAAGUACACAAAAAGUAAAAUAAAUGCCUUAACGGAGUAUAAUGUGAUCUUGAUCACACUUUCCUAAUAUUACUAAUAUCUGUGAUGAUAAAAGAAAAUAGGUUAGAAACGUAGCAGAAAUAAUAUUUGGCCUACCCACCGGAGACGUAAGAAAUGAGACACGGCGCAUUUUGCUAUUGCUUCGCGCACUGAAUUUUUUUGGCAAUUUGUUAACGCCAUUAAACAGCCUUGUGACGUCAUAACAAAACGAUUUUGUGACGUCACUUAUGUCUCACGUCAUGAUUUGCUGUGAGGAUGGUUUUGCUAACACGAAAAGAACGAGCAAACAAUUUUCGAUGUAAAAGCCCAUAAAGAGUUUAGAAUCAGAUCAUAUUAUUAUCAUAUAGUAUUAUAUACGUUAAAUAUUUAUAUGUACUUAUAUUUUUGAAUAAUCGAUUUUUGUAAAUAAAAAAAUGUAGUAAUAAUGUAUUGAAAUUGUUAAUACAUAUUGAAAAAUUUUAUGGACUUUAAUAUGUAGUAUUUUCGUAUAAAAAUUAAUUCAUUAUAAUAAUAAUAUGUACUAAAAUAUUUUGUGUGUCUCUUUCAUUUGCAUUGCAUUUUAUUUUGUGACUAUUUUUUUAUUAACUAACUUUUUGAUAAUAUGCACGUAUUGUGAAAUAUCUGAUAUUGAAUAUUAAUUAGAUAUUGCUUCACUGUUUUAGUCUUUUUAAUUUGCAACUAAAUUGUGACUAACAUUGGAGAGAAAGCAAAGUGUAUAACCAUCAACGUGAUUUUGAACAUUUAACUUUUUAGUAUUUCGUAAAUAAUAUUAGGUACCUACUGAACUGAGGCGAAGUGAGACCAGAAAUUAUAAAAAUAACUUAACAACUAACACUUUGUUGUGUUAUAUUUUUCAAUUAUAAUAUAUAUCAUUUAUCAGCCAACAAAUACUGAUAAUAUCAAUUACCUUUCUAACAUGGAAAGUGUUAAUCAAAGUGUAAAUGGGCUAUAGCUAAGAUAGUAUCAAUUUCUUUUGUACUAACGCUUCGAAAACUAAAAAAAAAUAUGGAAAUGACGUAGCCUCAGACCAAUUAUAGAAGGAUUUGUAUCGCACUCAUAGUCACGAACAAAAUUGUCUGACAUUUUCUGAGGAAAACGAGCUAAGAUUUGGUUAAAUCUUAUACUAAACUAGAAGUUUUUGUCCGUUUUUUACACAAUUCAAUUACACAAAAAGGUAUCUUUACGGAGCUCUUUAACUGACGAACUCGAUUACAACUAUUUAACAUCGAUUCUAUAGAGACAGUUUUUAUAAUCGCACUAGCGGACGCCCGCGACUUCGUCCGCGUAAAUUUCGAUGUCAACCUACCCCUACCCUACCACUUCCCUAUCCUACCCGUACCUCUACCCUACCACUACCAUACCUCUACCCCUACCCUACCACUACCCAAAAUCCUGCCCUAAACCUACCCUACCCCUACACUACCCCUACGCUUCCCUACCCGUACCCUACCCUACCCUGUAACUUCUCUAUCUUACUCCUACCCUUAGCAAAAUCGGGAGACUUCUAUGCUAAUAAUAUAAAGAGGUAAAGUUUGUGUGGUUGUAGGAGGUAAUCUCUGGAUCUACUGGACCGAUUUGGAAAAUUGUUUUACCAAUAGAAAGCUACGUUAUUUGCGAGUGUCAUAGGCUAUCAUAUUCACAGGGAAACGGGAACUACGUAAAUGAAAGCGCCGGGCGUCAUAUAGCGGAAUUUCUGCGUCUUUUAGAAAUUUUGUAUUAUCUCCGAAACUAUUUAAGUAAUUAACAUACUGUAAAGGGCAAAUCUUAUCUCCAUAAUAUCCUUGUGAUUAUUAAAUAAUUUAUUUUAAUAAGGAUUAAAGUUUAGUUGUAUAAAUAAUGACGUAAAGCUAAGUAUAUAAAAUUAAUAAUUUUUAUAACACAAAAGGUACUAUAUCUGCUAAUAUAUAGAAGAUAGAUAUAUGGUGUCGCGGACUUUUUCGUAGAACUUUUAAAGAUACAUAAAAUCUCCAUACAUUAAUUUCAAUUUUACACAAAAGUUAAAGCAGCGCAUGCGAAUAAGUCUGUUUAAGAGGAUUUUCAGUCCGACCUGUAUGACAAAAACUGUGAUAACUCGGCUAAUAUAUAUGAUACCAAAAUAAAAUAUAGCCUAUAGCACUCCCCGAUAAUGUAGCAUUCUACUGGUGAAAGAAUUUUUGAAAUCGGACCAGUAGUUCCGAAGAUUACCCCAUUUAAAAAAUGUGACAAACUUACAAACUUACAAACUUUACCUCUUUAUAAUAAUAGUAUAGAUUAGAUCGUUGAUGAUUUCUUUGACAGAAAAGUAACGUCUAGCGAGGCAGGUCCUAUACAAUAAUUGGUCUGAGGACGUAGCCGAUAGAUACAGGGUUCCCAACUUGGGGGUUUUCCCCCCAGAUUUAGGGGGCAAAUAAGUGAAAUGGGAUUUUUUAGGGGUCUGAAAUUUUUAGGGGUAUUUUCAGGGAUUUUUUGACUCUUUAAUAUUUUUAAAUUGAUGAUAUUUUUAUUAAUUCUUUCUUGGCCUAGCGACUUAUAACGACAUAUAAUACGUUAUUCUACAACCACUCUGAGGCAAUUGGAGGCAAUUUUCAUCGAAUAAAAAAAAUUGGUAAAUUUAUUCAUUGUCAACAUGUAUGAUUUCAAAAAAUCUGAAUCUUCAGAUAAAGACGUAGUAUUUUGUCUGUAUUAAAUAUAGACUUUUGAAACAUAUGACAGCAUAUUAUUUCUAAAUUAUUAUGAAUUUAUAUUUUUUAGGGGGACAACUCAAUAAUUAAGGCGAUUUUAGGGGUUUUUGACACCAACUUUAGGGAUAAAUAUUUUGGAGAGUUGGUAACACUGGAUAGAUAGGUUGAUCACGUGACGUAUCUAAAACAAAUGUCAACCCCAUACCUUUAUAGUUUCCGAAGCGUUAGCGUUUAUAGAAGAGAAUGUGUAAUUCGGCCAAUUGCUCUUACUAGAACGGCGGAGGUUUCUCAAUUCGUCUAUGUAUAUUUUUAUUAAGCAGUUGAAUAGUUUAAACGUAGGUUUUUAUCUGGUAAAUGCUCACUACUGGACUCACUUCGUGUAUAUGUAUAUUUUGAGUACUUGAGUAGAUAGUAGGUUAUUAUGAAUAAGUACUAUGUUCAUAUCGACUGUGGCCAUCGAACGCUUACAUUUAAUGUGAAAAAGUUAGGAAUACCUACAUUUAUGGAAUUUUUGCUUUAACACUAGAAUAUAGUGUUUUGAAAGAUCAGAAACCAUAAAAAUUUGAUAAUUCACGAAAUUUACCGAAAUCUUGCCCCUGUAAAUUCAACUAAGAUGUUUUUAAGGUUUGUAUUUUUAAACUUUGGUAUACUACAUAAUGCAAUAGGCUUUUUGAAAAAUUUAACAAAAAAAAAAUCUUAGGACUGUUGCAUAUCUGGCAUUUCUUACUAUGAAACACUUCGAUAUUGCAGGCAUUGUUGUCCUGUUAAUUCAUUUUAUAUUUAUUUCAAUGCUAGUAUGUUUAUAAAUAGUUUGCUAGUAACGCCAGGUAUGUGUGGGCCCUUAAGAUAAAUUAUAACACUAUAAUAAUAAUGAGAACAAUUCAAUUUCAAUAUUACUUUUAAAAGUAUUUAGAUUUGGGAGUGUAAUAGUAAAACUAUUCGUUAAACUCUUCUAUAGGUAACACCAAUUAAUUAGUUACUUUGUAAUUAUUAAUGAGGAUUUUAUAUAAAGAUGAGUGUUUAUGAUAGUGUUCACUGUAGCAAUAAUAUUAAUUAAUCAUUGUAACAUAGUUGUGACGUAUGUGAACAGAAUAGUCCAUGUAAAGCCGUGUACAAUAAACUGUAUAUGUCGAAAAUUGUUUGAGUGGGUUGACUUGGCCUUUAUACAAUGAAAUGUAAAUUGUUAUUAAUAAAUAUUGGGCGACUAGUGUAUAAAUAGCCCAGUCAGCGAAUAGUUUGUGUAACUAAGCAUUUAUACGUUCACAUGUGUGGUGACCAGACAAUUUUUAUUUUUGUGCGCAAUAAAAUAAGUUGAGGCAGA
This is a messenger RNA of Bicyclus anynana (squinting bush brown), 6803 nucleotides long. It is a transcript of the gene nudE, whose product is annotated as nuclear distribution protein nudE-like 1. Bases 201 to 1043 code for a protein of 280 amino acids. Gene Ontology annotation, cellular component: kinetochore; kinesin complex; centrosome. The record is from RefSeq and is a predicted model, not a curated record. Gene Ontology annotation, molecular function: microtubule binding. The transcript is spliced from 7 exons. NCBI's taxonomy places the organism in Eukaryota, Metazoa, Arthropoda, Insecta, Lepidoptera, Nymphalidae. Gene Ontology annotation, biological process: vesicle transport along microtubule; cell migration; chromosome segregation.